Messenger RNA from Clonostachys rhizophaga, 804 nucleotides. NCBI's taxonomy places the organism in Eukaryota, Fungi, Ascomycota, Sordariomycetes, Hypocreales, Bionectriaceae. The record is from the annotation of a GenBank genome assembly.
AUGUCGUCUACCAACAACCAAGCCGCGCCUCUCGCGCCCACUUCGAUGCCGCCGGAGAAUGGGCUUGGCAUUAUUUCUCCAAAGCCAACAACCGCGACAUCUGCGGCGCCAUUGGGUCCAGACAGUCAGGGAUGUUCGCUCUCCGGCAUUAGCACGCAAUUCUGGCAGGACAUCGACUUAUAUGGCUCAGAGUAUCAAUUUUCAUUCGGAGCGCCUCUCAGCUUGGCAUCUACUUUCUCGUUAGUGGGCGAUGCCAUCGAUCCAUCCACACCUGGUUCAACACCAACAUCUCCGAACGGCUCUACAGAGUUACUGCUUGACAAACCAGACAGCAGGCUAGGGAUCCUUGGUCUGACAGGUGAUUUGGACCCUUAUAUACUGCGCCAAUGCCGAACAGACGAUCAGGGCAUCACCAAGUUCAAGGAGCUGUCUGUUUACUGUGCCGAAGUUCAGCCAACUCCGGUGCAGUUUAUGCUCUACCCACCGCACUUCUUUACGAAGAGUCAAAAGGCGGAGGGCAUCAUCACUGACAACGAAUCCUGUUUGAAAUUACAACUUGAGAAAAUUGUGCCACCAUCUACUGGAAAGGGAUUGAUUUCUCUUUUUUCGAGGUUUAUCGCAGAACAAUACCCCAUCUUCUCUGCUUCACAGCUUCCCGACCCCGGAUCCAGUCCGACGCACCUGCUAGCGGCAACUUACACUAUAGCCGCGCCUUUUGUCGCGCACGAUGACAAGCUGUACAUGAACUUUGCCCCUCCCCUCAACCACUAUGAGUAUACCUUGUAUCCUCUACGGAGCGAAUAA